Centruroides sculpturatus (bark scorpion) is the source of this 3171-nucleotide messenger RNA. RefSeq lists its product as uncharacterized. The coding region runs from base 304 to 3138 and encodes 944 amino acids. Gene Ontology annotation, molecular function: protein binding. The record is from RefSeq and is a predicted model, not a curated record. The transcript is spliced from 18 exons. NCBI's taxonomy places the organism in Eukaryota, Metazoa, Arthropoda, Arachnida, Scorpiones, Buthidae.
AAGCGUCACGCGAAGGGUAAUCCGUCACGUGACAUGCCUUACGUGUGGCCUUCGUGUCCGUCUCGGCUAUUUACCUGGGAGGAUGUUCGCCAUCUGAGAAUAUGUCAACAUUUUCUGUCCGUGGAAAGCAUCGAAAGCCAACAGUCUACACUUGUCUGCACGCAUGCACCAAUAUGGCUCCUCCCCGGUGUGACGUCAUAGUCGAGGAGCGAUAGAAGGCGCGUGCAGUAGCGUUAGUGUUAGGGAGGAAAGCUAUGGCGGUGCGCUUGGCUCGGCAUCCGGGCGCAUAAGAGAAAAGAGAAGAUGAACGAAGAGAACAUCGUCGAGAACUGGCUCAAGUCUCUCCAUUUGGGUCGCUACGCGCAGAGUUUCAUCGACAACGGUUACGACGAUCUAGAAAUCUGCAAACAGAUAGGAGAGCCAGAUUUGGAUGCCAUCGGGGUGUCGGAUGCCACUCAUCGCCAGCAGAUCCUGCGAGCCGUCAGGGUGUUGUUGGAACAUGGAGGAACGGCCGUCUACUUCACUCUAGAGGAGAAUGCCAGACACGGCCUAGACCCGACCGACAGUAUUAAGGAAGCAUUGGUCAAAGAGAAAGAGGCCAUCAGGGCAGCGCAUUCCCCCGCAAAGAAGUAUGUAGACGAAUACGAAGAAGGAAAAGCGGAAUUCGUCAGAUUCCCCAAAAUGCAACUCAAGAUGAUCAUUAGAGAUAAACUGGUACGAGAUGGAAUCCGUCUCAGUACUCAACCUUACACCAAUCCGGAUGGAUCCAGAGGCCAUUUGGAAUCUCUAGCCGGGUUGUACGCGGAAGAACUUAGAACACAUUACAGAGAUGUCUUGGACCGAUUGGAGGAAUUAAGGAAGAGAAGAGUAGCCAUUGAUUUCCCACCCCUACCGCUGGACAGUGACAAUCUAGGUCUGAAAGCGCCUCAUAAUUUUAAGCCAGGAAAAUAUUCGCCGUCCAGUUGUCUAAGUGACCACGAAGAGGACAACAUUUACAGCUUGUACCAGUGCCCCUACGCAGCGACCUGUAGUCGUACCCAAAGGUGUUUGAGUCCAAGAUCCAGGUACUUCUACGAGCCGUGCCCUUUUCCGGCCGAAGGAGGCAAAGAUGAUUCUAGUGAACAUAUAAAGAAACGUGGUGGAUUAGGAAAAUUAUUUCGAAGUCUUGGAAGUAAAAAAGAUAAACCUUCUAAUAAACCAGGAAAACCUCAUUUACUUCAUUUAACUCAGAAACCACAUGCUAAAAUUCCUAGGUUGCCAACUGGAAAUGUUUUAUUAGGUGAUGAGGAAAGACUUCAAUUAAUGCUGUUGGUAAGAGAUGGCUUUUUAACAAUGGAACAAGCUGUUCAGAAGAUUCGUCAUAGAGAAGCUGAACGAUCAAAAGAGAAAACAUUACAACAACAAGGAAAAAGUGAGGUAAAAAAUGAAAAAUGUUAUUUUAAUAUUAUUUAUUUAAAUGAAUUUGAAACUUACAACAGCGCUUUUCAACCUUUUCACACCUGUGGACUGGCAAAAAUAGGAAUAAUACUUUGUGGACUGUCAGAAGGUUUAGUUAAUACUUUAUUUUCUGAAGGAGGCAAAGAUGAUUCUAGUGAACAUAUAAAGAAACGUGGUGGAUUAGGAAAAUUAUUUCGAAGUCUUGGAAGUAAAAAAGAUAAACCUUCUAAUAAACCAGGAAAACCUCAUUUACUUCAUUUAACUCAGAAACCACAUGCUAAAAUUCCUAGGUUGCCAACUGGAAAUGUUUUAUUAGGUGAUGAGGAAAGACUUCAAUUAAUGCUGUUGGUAAGAGAUGGCUUUUUAACAAUGGAACAAGCUGUUCAGAAGGUAAUCAGCGAAUUUGGCAAAAGAGUAUUUUGGUCACCACCCGGCAGCAAACGAAGGCAACCUCGCAGCACGGCUGUAUUCUAUCCAGAGAUGACGACUACGUGUGUUGGUAAUCACAUAUAUUACGAACCUCCGGACGAUUUAGAUUGGGAAGUGGAAGAUAUCGUCGAAUCGAAACCCACCGAAGUCAGAGCCGAUUUACGUCCUUAUACACCAGAAGAGUUCACUAGCGCCAUUCUUGCCCGGUCGUGUGCUGCGGGAGAAGGAGAGGGCGUGGCUGCAACUACUAUCACAAAUCAGACCAGUGGGGCCUUACCUACUACGGCCUGUUGCGGGCCCACUAUCAGAGAAGAGAGCAAACACGCCGAAUGCGACUACGCUUCUUCGCCAAUCAUGGGUCGCAGGUGUAAGGGAAAUAUCGUCGGAAGAUUAAAAAACAUAACGAAUAGAACAAGUUAUAGUACUAGUGAAGAAACACAUUCACAAUCAUCAGAUUAUGAAGAACAGGAAGAUAAUGAAAAUAAAUUAGAAUUACAAUCAAGAGAUGUACAGAAUCGUUCAUCCUCAUCAUGGGCCGGUCGGGUUAGGGAUUUACAUAGAGAUGUAAAAAGAAGAAUUUCCAGACUAAGGAGUACAAGGGGGUCAACACCAGAUAAUGAAGUGACUCAAGAAAAUACAGAAUCUCAUGAAGCAGUAAUUAGGCCUGGAAGUUCAGUUGAAAGUAUACCAAGUGGUUCAGGAUCUCAUUCAAGUCUUCAAGCUCCUACACCAACAAGUAGCAAUAGAAGUUCAACCUCUGCCGGAGAAGAUGAUAAUGCACCUUUUGUGGGUCCUCUUAUAGGAAAGGCACGUGCAUUAGUUGAUUAUACUCCUAGUCCAUAUGAUAAAGAUGCUUUAGCAUUUAAGAAAGGUGAUGUAAUUGAUAUUAUUGCAAAAAAUAAAACUGGGAUCUGGGUAGGAAUGGCUCAUGGAAAAGUUGGACAUUUUAAAUUCAUCAAUGUUGAAGAACUUCCCUGUGAGGGCAGGACACGUAGACGGCGUCGGCAUUCUUCUGAAAAGCCAUUAAUAACCAGUAAACCCGAUUCUCUUCAUGACUUACUGAAGCAGCUGGGUUUGCAAGAUUAUAUGAAUGUUUUUGUAUUGAAUGGAUAUGAAGAUCUAGAUACAUUAAAAGAAAUUGAAAAAGAAGAUUUGGAUAGUUUAGGAAUUCAUAAUCCUGAUCAUUCUCAUAAAUUGUUAAGAGCAAUUGAAUUGUUGCAAGAUUAUGACGGUGAGAUUUUGCAUAUAAAUUUGUUAAAAGUUUAUCAAUAAUCAAUUUUUUUUUUUUUGAAAAAAUCAAAAUGU